CAGGUGUGAUAGGAGGCUCAGUGAUGGGUCUGCUCUUGCGUUAUAUUCCUGAGUUGGACUCAGACAUGCUGACGCUAGUUUCCUUCCCUGGAGACAUUCUCAUGAGGAUGCUGAAGAUGCUCAUCCUCCCCCUCGUCAUCUCCAGUCUCAUCACAGGUCUGGCAGGUCUAGAUGCUCGCUCCAGUGGCAGGAUGGGUACCAGGGCCAUGGUGUACUACAUGUCCACCACCAUCAUCGCGGCUGUGCUGGGUGUCAUCCUUGUGCUCGGGAUACAUCCAGGAAACCCCAAACUCAGGAGCAACCAGACCAGCACCGGACACACCAACCAGGAGGUCAGCAGCAUGGACGCUUUCCUGGACCUGAUCCGAAACCUGUUCCCUGAGAACCUGGUCCAGGCCUGUUUCCAGCAGGUUCAGACGGUGGUGAAGAAGGUCCCGGUGCCUGUCAGCAACCAGAGCGAACCGGUUUCUGUCAACAGGAAGAAGCUGGAGUUUAAGUGGGGGAUGAACGUUCUGGGUUUGAUCGGCUUCUUCAUCACGUUCGGGGUCUGCAUGGGCAAAAUGGGCGAGAAGGGAAAGAUGAUGUCUGAGUUCUUCAACAUCCUCAACGAGAUCAUUAUGAAGAUGGUGUCCAUGAUUAUGUGGUACUCCCCGUUCGGUAUCGCCUCUCUGAUCUGUGGAAAGAUAGCCGCCAUCGGUGACCUGGAGGCCAUGGCCCAGCAGCUCGGCAUGUACAUGGUGACGGUGAUUGUUGGUCUCAUUAUCCAUGGUGGGAUCAUCCUGCCCGUCAUAUUCUUUUCCGUGACACGGAAAAACCCCUUCACCUUUUAUUCCGGGAUCUUCCAGGCCUGGAUCACGGCACUCGGCACAGCCAGCAGCGCCGGGACGUUACCCGUCACCUUCCGCUGUCUGGAGGAGAAUCUGAAGAUCGACAAGCGAGUCACGCGGUUUGUGUUGCCCAUCGGCGCCACCAUCAACAUGGACGGCACGGCGCUUUACGAGGCAGUGGCUGCUAUUUUCAUCGCCCAGAUGAACGGCAUCGAGCUGGACGGAGGACAGAUCGUCACCGUGAGUAUGACGGCCACUCUGGCGAGUGUCGGAGCCGCCAGUAUUCCCAGUGCUGGUCUGGUCACCAUGCUGCUCAUCCUCACCGCAGUGGGUCUCCCAACACAGGACAUCAGCCUGCUGGUAGCAGUGGACUGGCUGCUUGACAGACUGCGAACCUCCAUCAAUGUGGUGGGUGAUUCUUUCGGAGCAGGUAUCGUGGACUUCCUGUCUCGGGAAGAGCUUUCCCAGAUGGACGGAGACAUUCCGUUGUCGGACGAGGAGUUUGUCCCCCCUCCCCCGCUCCUUACUGAUAUCGACCUGAUUGAUCCUAUCUGCCCCCCAGAACUGCCCCCUCGUUUCCCCCGGCCCCCCAAACUCAACCACCACCACCAGCAGCAGCACCAGCAGCAGCAGCAGCAGCAGCAGCCACAUCAGCAGCAUCACCACUUCCACCCUGCUGCAUCUCUGAGCCACUCUCGCUCUCACUCCACUCGCUCUGCUCGCUCUCUAUCCCCUCGCUCCGUCCAGUCUCCCUCGCCUCUGUCCGUGUGCUCGCACUCUCCUCAUCCUCACCGCGCUCACUCGCCCCGCCUCCUGAACCGCCGCUCUGACCACGCCUACUGCGCUCUGCCCUCACACGAUCCCCAGGCAUCCACGCUGCCACGAGACCACCGGGAGAGACGGCGAGAGCGAGAGAGAGGCAGCGAGAAGCUGCGUAGAAGAGAGAAAGGCCGAGAGAGCGAGACCGAGGAAGACGAAGAGAGAGAAAGGAUGAUGGAUGAGGGUAGUGAGGGAGAAGAAAGUGAUGACACCGCCUACGACCGGAGUCACGCCAUCGCACCCUGUGAGCUGCCCUGAGUGACAGUCACCCUGCCAUGACCACCCCCCCACUUUAAACCACUUUUACUACACUUCCUAACGCUUUACUGCACCUGCUCACAGCUUUUAUGAACUUAUUUAUUUGUAAAUUCUUCACACAAAGCCUUCGUUUCCUUCGUUCUCUCCUAAAUGUGUGUAAAAGGAACCUCACGAUUGAGUUAUGAUCAGCUUCUAACUGUGAUUAAAUUCAUUAAUACACCUGUUUAUUGAGAUAAAUGAGACUAGGCUUUCAAUCAGGACAAAAGUAACGGCACCCUUUAAAGGUGGACGAGUUAGUGUGUGUGUGUGUGUGUGUGUGUGUGUGUGUGUGUGUGUGUGUGUGUGUGUGGCAGCUGGUGCGCUGCGGUAGCCGAUCUGUAUUAGUGGAAGAAACUCUACAAACUCUGCAAUAAGCAGGUUUUAAAGGUUGAGGAUGUAGAUUGUGUCCGUCUGUGUAUGGGAGUCUAUGUGUAUGCAUAUAUCACUGUUUAUAUCAUAAGAUAUUAUGUAUGUUCUAUAUGUAUAUUAUAUAUAUUAUAGGAGGAUAUUAUGUAUGUUCUUUAUGUAUGUGUAUCUACACAUACACACACAUACAUACACACACACAUACACACACGCACAUGCACACACACACAUACACACAUAUACAUACACAUACACACACACGCACAUGCACACACACAUACAUAUACACACUCACACACACACAUACUGUACAUCAAUACAAACACACACACACACACACACACACACACACACACACACACACACACACACACACAAAUAUAUCCAUAUAAUUAUUCACCAUGUAUUGUAUACGUCACUUGUAUCUGAAUAUCAGAGAUAGAUUUAUUUAUCUGUGGAAUUUUGGUGUAUGUUCAUGAUUUUGGUGUGUUUAAGUGUGAUGAAAGUUUGUGGUGGUGUGAUAGCCUCUCUCUCUCUCUCUCUCUCUCUCUCUCUCUCUCUCUAUCUAUCUAUCUAUCUAUCUAUGUCUCUCUCU
Messenger RNA from Tachysurus fulvidraco (yellow catfish), 2904 nucleotides. It is a transcript of the gene slc1a9, whose product is annotated as solute carrier family 1 member 9. The record is from RefSeq and is a predicted model, not a curated record. NCBI's taxonomy places the organism in Eukaryota, Metazoa, Chordata, Actinopteri, Siluriformes, Bagridae. Gene Ontology annotation, biological process: L-glutamate transmembrane transport. Gene Ontology annotation, cellular component: plasma membrane. The transcript has 9 exons. The coding region runs from base 24 to 1904 and encodes 626 amino acids. Gene Ontology annotation, molecular function: glutamate:sodium symporter activity; neutral L-amino acid transmembrane transporter activity; L-glutamate transmembrane transporter activity.